AUGGCCGGCUACGGCUAUUCGUCGCCGGAUUCUCAAGCGAUGAACGGCGGCGGCUCGACGGGGGCGAAUUCGAUCGACCUCGACGACGAGCUGAUGGACCCAACGAUAUUCUUCGAGCGCGGCCGAAUCAAACAACUUCAGGACGAACGCGUCAGCAUACAAAAGAAGACUUUCACUAAAUGGUGCAACUCAUUUUUGAACAGGGCACGGCUCGAAAUCGCUGACCUGUUCAUCGACUUGUGCGACGGCAUUCUGCUGAUGAAGCUGCUGGAGAUAAUCAGCGGUGAUAAGCUAGGCAAAGCAAAUCGCGGUCGCAUGCGUGUGCACAAAAUUGAGAACCUCAACCGCGUGCUCGACUACCUGAAACGCAAACGCAUCCAGUUGGAGAACAUAGGCGCUGAGGACAUACUCGACGCCAACCCUCGUUUAAUUCUUGGCCUCAUUUGGACCAUCAUUCUACGUUUCCAGAUAGAGGACAUUGAGAUCGAAAUUGUCAACGUAAGAAGCUAAGC
Molecule: messenger RNA, 512 nt
Organism: Soboliphyme baturini
Lineage: Eukaryota; Metazoa; Nematoda; Enoplea; Dioctophymatida; Soboliphymatidae
Source: the annotation of a GenBank genome assembly